Molecule: messenger RNA, 2499 nt
Organism: Portunus trituberculatus (swimming crab)
Lineage: Eukaryota; Metazoa; Arthropoda; Malacostraca; Decapoda; Portunidae
Exons: 2
Coding region: 254-1492 (412 amino acids)
Biological process (GO): DNA catabolic process
Cellular component (GO): cytoplasm
Molecular function (GO): 3'-5'-DNA exonuclease activity; nucleic acid binding
Source: RefSeq, a predicted model, not a curated record
CAGUCUCCACUCACCCGUCUACUACGCGUACGCGUUUUGGACCUUCGGACGGUCGGUUAGAUCACAGUUCACACACAGAGUCAGUCACUUGCGAGGACGAGUUCACACAGAACAGCCGCAGUAGUGGCUGUAGUGCUAUUUUAAUACUGUAUACCAGCUGGAAUCUACGUGAAGGUGGCCUCCUCCCAUAAUCAAAAGGAAUAACUUCAUUUCCAUUCUAUAAGUUUUCAGGCAAAGACGCACUAGAUGAAUCAUGGAGAUGGAGGAGGCAGCCAAACCCAAGGAACCCAUGGAAAUCCAGACAUUUGUAUUCUUUGACUUAGAGACCACUGGUCUGGCGGCUGGCAAUCCACGAAUUGUGGAGUUAUCCAUGCUUGCUGUGUCUAGAGAUCACCUGCUGGCAAUGAAGGAUUCUGCCACACCAAAGCCUUCUGAUUCAAGCAAGUUCUCAAGCAGCCAAGCCAAUGGACACUCUCCAACCAGUAACACAGAUAUUCAGAGGAAAAAUCCUGUCCCCAAACUGCCUCGUGUAAUACACAAAUACACAAGACUUUACUAUCCAUGGAAAGUGUUGACUCCACAAGUGGAAGCAAUAAAUGGCCUUAACAACUUUGAUCUUGAAGGCUUGCCAAGUUUUGAUGAAGCAAGUGCACAAGCUCUGUCACUCUUUUUAGAUCUGCCCAAGCCAGUAACUUUAGUGGCCCACAAUGGUAAGAGAUAUGACUUUCCCCUCCUCAUGGCUGAGCUCAACCGAGUCGGCUAUGUUGAUAAAUUUCCGGACCUGCAGUGUAUAGACUCUCUGACUGCAAUCAAGGACAUAGAUGGUUUGAUAGAAAGGGAAGACAUAGCAAAUAUCACAAAGCUGGCUGAGUCCUUCAACAUUGAUGAUCUGGAUGAUUCCUUCAUGGAGGAAGAACCCAUGCCCAGCAAGAGGCAGAGGUCAUCAGAGUGUGUUGAAGAGAAAGGCAGGCAGGGGAACCUUGGCCCGGGUCAACCACUUGAAUCAGUCUCCUGUGCUGGCCAAGGCAAUCAUCACAACCUGGAAGUGUCUGCUGCACCACUCAUCACCCCAGUGAAGAGCCGCCUCCCAGGCCAGACUCAUGUCCCACCUACCCCCUCCAAGCUAGCUGCUCCUCCUCCCCAGCCCACCACUCCUGAGGCCCUCCAGCCAGGUGUCCCUGGCCCCUCAGGGUUCCCUGCCAAAGUCACUAAGGAAUCCAGAAAAGUGCGCCGAACUCUGACCUAUGAGAACAAUGGUAAGAGAAAGGUUGGCACAAGGCUGUCAUAUGCUCAAGUCAACAUUUUCAAGCGGCUCUUUGACUCGGAGUAUGCGGCGCACCGUGCCGAGACAGACUGUGAGGCGUUGAUGACAAUCUGUGGCCACUAUGGAAGCAAGUUUGUAGAGUGGGCAGAUACUUUUGCCACCAGCUUCUCCACGUUUAACCCAAUGUGGGUGAAAAGAAAGUCUUUUGACAUAAACCCAGAAGGAUAGGCUAAUGUUUUAUAUUAUAUAUGUUACAUUUUAGACUAAUUUAAACUUUUUUAUUAUAUCUAUAUACAAGCCUGAUGUCCCCACAAAGGGAUUAACAUAAAAAUAAUUGAAUUUGUAGUUGUUAUAUUUGAUACUAAAGUGUACUGAUAUGAUGAAAGACAGUUUUUACAGUUUUUAGUGUAGUGUUUAGAACUGACAGCAAAAACUAUUUUAGGGAAUUUUAUAUCUGAAAAAUAUAUAUAUUUCCUUAUUGAAUUAAGUAAUCUUUUAUGAAAUUCUAGGUCAGUGUAUAAUUAAUACAUGUUUGCAAAGCUUCAUCCUCCGUCCUCAUCAAUUUCUGUCUUUACAUUGCUUUCAUCAUAUUCUUUCCUCAUUCUCUCAUAUCUCCAGCAUUUCACUGGCUGUUUCUCCUUGCACCCUCCACGUCUCUCACACUCUGAAUAUACUUAAUACAGUCUAGACUCUAGGCGUUUGAGUGGCCUCCCUUGGUGCCGUUCUGUGUGUAUCUGUGGCUGGGCCUUGGUGUGGUGCACGGGACUCCUCAGCCACCUUGAUUGCUUCACCUUUACUGACGUCAGGCUGUCAUCUUCCUUACUUUCAUCAUACCUUCUUCACACACACACACACACACAUUGGGCAUUUCUCAAGUAAUUUAGUUUAAUUUUUAUAUUGACUAAUCUGACACAUGUGAUAUCAUUUUAUUUUUUACACUUUUAUAUCAUUAAUAGCUGUUCUUUUGUGUAUGUAUUUGUGUGUAUUGUAGCGUUUGAUGACCAGUACUUGCAUGUGUAUUGUAUCGGCUGAGACGUUGCUACAAUAGACAACUCUGUGUUUCCCUUUAUGGGUGUGCCUUGACAUUCAUGUGGUGCUUAAUGAUAGUAGCUAUUAAGAAGUUUUAUACUAUAUAUGAUAUGUACAAAAUUUUAUUGUUUUAAGUUAAUAUUUUUAUAAUUGUUGAGACAUGAUGAUUUGUAAAGAAAAAGAUAUAAUGAAGUAUUAAUGCUGUA